Messenger RNA from Cyprinus carpio (common carp), 1222 nucleotides. RefSeq names its product protein FAM234A-like. The coding region runs from base 101 to 772 and encodes 223 amino acids. The record is from RefSeq and is a predicted model, not a curated record. The transcript is spliced from 6 exons. Lineage: Eukaryota; Metazoa; Chordata; Actinopteri; Cypriniformes; Cyprinidae.
UCUCUAAACUGUGCUGAAGGAUGAGAAAAGCUGGGAGGAAAAAUCCGACACACACACCGGAUUGAUCUCUCUCUAUCAGUUUGAUUCUCUGAAGCGUGUGAUGGUUGUUCCCGGCAGUAGUUCUCCAUCGCUGCUGGUCCAGACGGACUCCAGCGUGUCACUGCUGCACACAGACAAACUGAAGAUCGCAUGGAGCACCAACACCAGCGCUCUUCUCAGUGUGCCAACAUUUGGGCACUUUGACAAAGAUGGAAUUCCAGAUAUAAUGAUAGAGGAAGACGUUGGCAAUAAAACCAAAAGAGUCUUGGUUCUCAGUGGAAGCUCUGGAGUCGUCCUGUGGGAGAUGAAUCUGUUGUUCUGGACUCCGAAUCCUCGUCCGGCGUCUGUCCUCACACUGAACACCUACUCAGUGUUCAUGCUCUGGGGACAGAGUCCCGGCAACCAGACCAAUGAGAUGCAUUCAUCAUUCCUGCUGCAUCCUCGACUUUCCCAACUCCUGCUUGAAAGAAGAAAUCCUGCACAGGACAUCGUCUCUUUUAAGGCGAUGCUGUUGGAGCGAGGCCGCCACGCUUGUUACCUCGUUCUGACGGGACCAGAUGGACGGCAGCGUGUAGAACCAGGCGAGACGGAGCCAGUCAUUCUGACCAAGCGCAAGAUCAAGGACGAUGUGUCGGAGAGCGUCGCUCUGAGAGUAUCAGCUGAUGAAUCGAUCACUGAAGACGAAGUGAAGCAGGAGUUCUACAGGCUGCGCUUCAGUGAUAAACUUUUGUAAAACACAAUUACACUAAUUUAUAUUUAAACACUAAUUUUCAACCCAAAGGUCAUAUAGGCCAAAACAAAAACAAAAAAACAGUGCCUGCAUGUAGAACUUGAAAUCCAAAACAUCUUCAUGUCAGGACUGUUUUAUUUAUAGUAUCUGUUAAUCUGAUCUAGUUAAAGCUGCUUGAGAACGAUGUCAUAAAACCUAAGAUGCUUUUAUUGGAAGCUAAACCAAAUCAUAUCAACUGAAUGUAUUCGUUACAAACCUGCCGCAUUAUUUUAUGACAAUCAUAAACUACUGUAAAGCAUUUCAGAUUUGUAUAUAAGGCCAAAGACUCUCAGGGGCUACAUAUAUAUUUAUAAUGAUCAGGGAUUUUAUAUAAAGGUGAAUCUCGUGAAGAACAGUCUGGGUCAUGACAAAUUUGGUUGGAAACUAGUCUAAAUGAGUAGUUCACCCAAAAAU